AUGUCUGGGGGGAAGGGUGGCAAAGCUUCUAAGAUGGUUCACGGUAGCGGCAAAGGUGGUCAUAGCAUAAAGCGAGCGACCACAAGGUCAGCUCGUGCUGGAUUGCAGUUUCCUGUUGGCCGACUGCAUCGACAAUUAAAAACCAGAGCGACCUCUCAUGUGAGGGUUAGCGCCUCUGCAGCCGUCUACACUGCUGCUAUUCUUGAAUACCUCACAGCUGAAGUCCUCGAGUUGGCCGGUAAUGCAGCGAAGGAUCUCAAGGUGAAAAGGAUCACGCCUCGCCACUUGCAGUUGGCGAUUCGUGGCGACGACGAGUUGGACACGCUUAUUAAGGCGACCAUUUCUGGAGGUAUCAUUUGA
Messenger RNA from Perkinsus marinus ATCC 50983, 360 nucleotides. Its product is annotated as histone H2A variant, putative. The transcript is spliced from 3 exons. Gene Ontology annotation, molecular function: structural constituent of chromatin; protein heterodimerization activity; DNA binding. Gene Ontology annotation, cellular component: nucleosome. The record is from RefSeq and is a predicted model, not a curated record. The coding region runs from base 1 to 360 and encodes 119 amino acids. Lineage: Eukaryota; Perkinsozoa; Perkinsida; Perkinsidae.